Cryptosporidium muris RN66 is the source of this 714-nucleotide messenger RNA. RefSeq lists its product as uncharacterized. NCBI's taxonomy places the organism in Eukaryota, Apicomplexa, Conoidasida, Eucoccidiorida, Cryptosporidiidae. The transcript has a single exon. The annotation marks the transcript as partial. The record is from RefSeq and is a predicted model, not a curated record.
GAAAGUGAUGAAGAUGUAAAAUUUCUUAUAUGUGGUGUUGAUCGAGAGGGUGGAUUAAAUGACUUUUCUAUAAAAGCGUCACAGACUGUAACAACAGGAAUAUCAAAUGACAUUGGAUCUAUAUCUAAUAUAUCUAAUAUACCUGUUAAAAAUUCUACUGUGAUUAUUGAGCCUGAACAAACUACUUCAGAUACUAAUCCUAUAAAUAACUUAGUAAUGGUUUGGGAAACUAGUACUGAAAAUAGACCAUGGAGCAGGUUACUUGAUAUAUCUCCCUGGUUCAAUUAUGGCUUUACAGAAAAAUCAUUUAAAGAAUAUAUUAUUAGACAAUUGGUGAUUAGAUGGGAAAGAAUUAAGAAACAAACAAUUGAAACUUCUGAUGAUUCACUAACUAGCACAGCUUCAUCUAGAAUUCAAUCUAUGGCUAAUCAAAGUCCUAAUGUCAACAAUUCUUCUAAUAUUACAUGUAACCCAGUUAUUCCAAUUUCACAAAAUAUACAAUUUCCACCAGGUAUACCAUUACCACCACCACCAGGUAUGCCAUUACCACCUCCACCAGGUAUACCAUUACCACCACCACCAGGAAUGGGUGGCCCAAUAUCUAAUAUGAUUUUGUACCCUCAAAUAUUUCCUCAUGGCAAUCCAUCAUCAUAUCCAUUUAAUCCAUUAAUAAAACAACCUGCUGAUAGACGUAUUAAAAAAAGGAAAGAAUAA